GUGUGUCUACAUUUUCAUCCCAUGGCCGUCUCUAGGUGAUUUAGCGCCGCCAGUCUCAAGCAGGUGUCCAACAUGGCGAUCACGGGAAGCGGAUCUUUCGCUAUUCCUCUCUCUGUUUUCGUGAUUUCAGUGGCGUUUCUUUCGAAAGGAGCUGCUGAAACCGUCACAGUCGAUGGUCAGAACCUGGCAACCGACAAUGUGUCUGUGAUCGAGGGGGAAACAGCCACUAUAAGCUGCAGAGUGAAGAACAACGACGACUCAGUUAUCCAGCUGCUCAAUCCCAAUAGACAAACCAUCUACUUCAGAGAAGUUCGACCUCUGAAGGACAGCCGGUUCCAGCUGGUGAAUUUCUCUGACAACGAACUGCGGGUGUCUCUGUCCAAUGUGUCACUCUCCGAUGAGGGACGCUAUGUGUGCCAGCUCUACACAGAUCCUCCUCAGGAAGCCUACGCAGACAUCACUGUCCUGGUCCCUCCAGGAAACCCAAUCAUCGAGAGCCGCGAGGAUGUGGUCAGCGAGGGGAACGAGACGGAGCUCACCUGCACAGCCAUGGGCAGCAAGCCAGCUGCCUCCAUCAGAUGGAUGAAAGGGGAGGAAGAACUGACAGGUGAGACAACAGUUGAGGAGAUGUAUGACAGGAUGUUUACUGUCACCAGCCAGGUGAGAUUUUCGGUCACCAAAGAGGAUGAUGGAGUGCCAGUGGACUGCAUCAUUGACCAUCCAGCUGUAAAGGACCUCCUGGCUCAACGACAUUUGGAAGUGCUAUAUAAACCAGAAGUGAAGAUUGUGGUGACAUAUCCUGACGGUUUAACCAGAGAGGGUGAUAAUCUAGAUUUGACAUGUAUUGCUGAAGGAAAACCACAUCCCCAUCAGAUCAACUGGCUGAGAGUAGACGAGGAUAUGCCGCCUCAUGCUGUGGUCACCGGCUCUGAUCUGUACAUCGAAAACCUCAACAAAUCUUACAACGGCACCUAUCGCUGUCUGGCGUCCAAUACUGUGGGAGAGGCCUACGAUGACUACAUCCUCUACGUAUAUGAUGCUCCCACUACUAUCCCCACACCCACCACCAAUCCAGUCAACACACAAGACUCCAGAGCCAGCGAUGGGGCACCGCAGAAAAUUGACCAUGCUGUCAUCGGCGGAGUGGUUGCCGUGGUGAUGUUUGCCAUCCUCUGUGCACUCAUUGUUCUUGGUCGAUACUUUGCCAGACACAAAGGAACUUACUUCACACACGAGGCCAAAGGGGCGGACGACGCAGCCGACGCAGACACGGCCAUCAUCAACGCCGAGGGUGGACACAACAACACAGACGAGAAGAAGGAGUACUAUAUCUAAACCGAACAGGCCAGGAGAGACGGGUGGGGAUGCUGGUGGCGGUGGAGGUGCUUUUGGAGUCUCACUCUGAUUUGUUACAAGAAGGCUUGAGGCAGGGAGUGUGAGAUUUAAAGAGGAAGAAAAGAAAAAGUGGAAAGUAGGACUGGCAUGGCCAAGUGGUAAGAAGAGGCUUUGCUGAAUCUCCUAUCCGACCCUUCCUGGACUGCUGGGGCCUAUUCUGUACAGUUCAAUUAUUUUACAGACAAUUUUGUGCCUUGUUCUAUUUCUUUUCUUUCUUUUAUUGUUUUACCCCCUUCACAUUUUUUUCAGAUUGUAUUUUUUUCAUUAUACGUAACCCAAUCCUUUGAUACAUUUGGCUUUCUGAGAAUAAAUAGUCCUGGUGUUUGUCUUCUGCUUUUAGCUCAUGUACCCAGAUCAGAGGAGCCAGUUCACACACUUUUAUUAUUAUUUGUUUGAGUAAUCUCAAGACUUCAGUAACUGGAACACAGUGUCAAUACAAUCCUCCCUGCUGGGUAAAAGUCCAACAGUCCUUGCAAAUUCCUAUCACACUGGUUUUGACAUACUUUAGUGCAUAUUUUAUUGACUCCCCUCCCUUUGAGGUCAGGUUCACAGUGUUGAUUACUAAUGUAACAGUUGUGAGUAAUCAUGCUCAUCUUAGAAUGUAUUUGUUCUUGAAAGUGAAGUAGCAGUGCCGUUUAGUAUCAUUUCCCACCAAACCGCAAUGUACAACUGGCCCCUCGCUGGUUUUGAGUCAACAUCUGACAUAGAUGUGAGGUCAGUUUAGUAUUGUUUAGGGUAUUGUGGAGUACAGUGAGACAUCAUGAACGCUGUAAUGUGCCAUGAACUAGAGUUCAAAUUUCUGUAGAGAAAAUUCAGAACCAACAUAUUUAAAAACAGCAUUUAACAUUUACUGUCAUCUGCUUUCUUUUUUUUAUUCAAGAGUCAAGAGCUUAAUGAUGGGAUCGGAAAAAAUAUUAAUGACGUACUUUUUAUAAUUUUAAUAAUUGUGUUUAUUUAUCACAUCUAUUCACUACAUACAAGCUAACAGCAAGCAGCCAGUUAGCUUUGCCUAGCAUUAGGAGUGAAAACAGGAAGCAACAGUUCUGUCAGUAGGUAAAAUAAUGACAACAAACAACCCAGCUGUCAUUCCUACAUUUAGUUUUUUGUAAAGGUUAAGCAAACUGACGAGGCUAGCUGUUUCUCUGUUUCCAGUCUUUGUACUUAGCUAAGUGAACUGUCGGCUGGAUGUAGAUCAUGUUUAUUCUGCCGACAGGGUUUGAACGGUUUUGAUCUUCACAUUUAAGUAUUUGAGAGACAAAAUAAAUGUAUUUCCCAAAAUGUCAAACUACUCCUUAAAGCAUUGCAUGUUCCCAGAGUGAUCUGGACAUUUCUUUUCAAGUUCAGAUAAAAUACAGAGCCUAAUGACAGAUCAGUUGGCUGAAAUCACAAGCAUUUUAAGGUCGGACUUUACUUUUAGUAAGAGUGACGAUUCCUCCUGCAUAGAUAAUGAAAUCGAAUUAAACUGUAUUGUUGUUGGAUAUUGGUACCUAGCCUGCUGUGUGUGCUUCUGGUUUGAAAAUGAAAUUCUUCAUAUUUUCAUACCACCCACACAGUCGACCCUGGACCAAAUAUAAUAAUAAUGUGAGUGUGCAUAAGAACAGUGAAUAUUACGUACUUAUAUGAGGCAAAGGCUGAAAGUCCACUGUGCAGAGAGCCCCUCUCUAAAUAAUUGAUUUAAAAAAGACAUGAUACAUUAACCAUUUAAUAAGAUACAUUUCCAGGGCAAUGGUUUAUUUUAUUUUUCAAAGUUUUAUAUUUAAAUGUGAUAAUACUGCUCAAGCAGAGAAUAAUUGUUACUUCGAUAGCAACGUUUCCUUCCAGUUAUGAAUAACUUACCGUCGUAUGUCCCUGUAAAUACCUGAAGCAAGAAUACAAAAACUGAAAUCUUCUCAAUUCCUGCCUUAGAAAUCCUUGCCACACACUAAACUGUUUUGCCCUUCCCCAUAAACAAGUAUAAAAUGUCAUUCAGUCAUUGAACAUGAAUCAGUUAUAUUUCCUUGAUGUCUGCAAACACAUUUUACCUUUGGGCUUUCAUAACUUGUAUGGGCUGCGGGCCUCACAAUUUAUCAAAGAUUUGCGUUGAGCUUUAGACCUGGUUUGUGGAAAGAUCCUUUUCUUACUGUCAUCCUGCAGCCUCAAACCUUCACACAGGAGCCGUCUACUGUUACAAAUGUAUUUUUUCCCCCCACUAACACAAAUCAGAAGAUUGUGCACUUGCUCACAGAUACGCAGUGUGCACACCGUGCAAGCUUCAUGCCUCCGAAUCUGUCACAGCUAGGAGUGUAAAAGCCUGUUUGGUAAUUAGUAAGGGAUUUCAUUGUGUUACCUGAAUAAGACAAAAAAAAAAAGGAAACUGUAAAUGUAUUAUGAAAAAGGAUAACCACUGCCUUAAAGGUAUCUCUUGAUACUUAUUAAAAGAAACGACUGAAGGACUUUAUUUAGUGCCUUCUAUUAUUUUGAGGCAUAUGGUUAGUAUCUUACAGUAUCCUCUUGUACACUCAUACAGUAUAUAUUGUAUAUUGCUGUCCUUUCUAACUUACAGGGCCAAUCCUCAUCCAGGUUGUAUGUAUUCAACCAGACUUGCGUCACAAUUACCGCCUGGGGCAUAAAAAGCUACAAUGAGUUAAAAAAUAUAUAUAUAUUUCAUUGUUUAUCAGGGUGGUGUGGCAGCUUCCACUGACUACAACAGUAAGCCAGGAUGUAGUAUUUAUUUUCUUAAUGAGUGAUCGCUAAACAAAUUCAAUUUGGUCAUAAUUAUUUCACUUGCUAUUUAUGGGAUAUCUUCAAGGACAAGGCUUGCUAUUAGUGUCAGAAAGGAAUAUGUUACAAAAAGCUAUAAUUAGCUUCAAUAAAAGUACAGUUUUAACGGAGUUUUGUUGUCAUGGAAACAGCUAUGUGCAUGACAUUUUAUUUUGAGGGUUGAUAUUUAUCUUAAAUGGUUAUAAAGUGACUUCUUUUAAAUCAAGGAAUAUAAAAAAGAUUGUCGAAAGCAUUUUAAUCCAAUGUUUUAUUUGUUUUUAAUAUUUGAUAUCUACAAUGUUUGUUUUCACUCUCUCAGGUUCAUGAGUGUUAAUAUUUGUGUUUUUGUUUUUUGCAUCUCAGGUAGAAUGCAAAUUAAAGGCCCUCCCAGUAUAUACUGUAGUACCACAGCUAGUCAAACAGUGACGAAAUCACAAGAUGUACAUGUUUAUUCCCAUUUGUACAUGUUUAUGUCUUCUUAAUAUGAUGCACUGUUACAGUAAACGUUAAAUAUUAUUUUGCAUAGACCUAGUUCACAAAGAAAGAAAACUAGAUUUGUUAAGCAGCCGAAAAUGAUGUACAGUCAGUGUCAACAAAAUCACAACGAUGUUCAUGAAACUUCUUCUUCUUCCACCUUCACACUUUGCUCAUACAGUAUUGGUUAUUUAGUAAUUAUAGGGUGUGACCACAGACAGUCAAUCAAGCAUCUGUUUGUAUUCAGUCAGUUCAGGCAUCAUUUUGAUAGAUGAAAAGAUGGUGUAUUUACUGUGACAAGAAGUUUUAUGAAUGAUCUGUAACAUGUCUUGGAUAUUUGGAUGAAACUCAUGUUUAAAUCCCUGAGUGGGGAUGGGUGUGUGGGGGGAGGGGGGGUUGUUGGUUGUUUUAUUACACCCAAAAAUUGUUGUUUUUCUUGUUAAAGCCUAAAUUUCUCUCGUUACCCAGGUGACAUUUUUUUCUUUUGUGUAGUGAAGAGGAUGUUUCUCAUACGACCAUACAUAUUUUGUAUUGGUUCACACAAACAUUUUUACAAAAGAAAAAAAAAAGAUCGGAGGAGUUCUUGUCUUAAUAAAAGAUAUCAAUG
Messenger RNA from Eleginops maclovinus (Patagonian blennie), 5215 nucleotides. RefSeq names its product cell adhesion molecule 1b (gene cadm1b). The transcript is spliced from 11 exons. Gene Ontology annotation, biological process: susceptibility to natural killer cell mediated cytotoxicity; cell recognition; detection of stimulus. Gene Ontology annotation, molecular function: signaling receptor binding. NCBI's taxonomy places the organism in Eukaryota, Metazoa, Chordata, Actinopteri, Perciformes, Eleginopidae. Gene Ontology annotation, cellular component: plasma membrane; neuron projection; synapse. The coding region runs from base 73 to 1335 and encodes 420 amino acids. The record is from RefSeq and is a predicted model, not a curated record.